CUUUCAUCCACCCCUGAGAAAGUAAGCAAGAGAGAGAGAGAGAGAAAGCGGGUCCAAGUACUUUUGCUAACUCCUUCUUUUCUUUAUUACAUUUUCUUCUCUCUCUUGUCAGCCUUUAUUCUUUCUGCUGUAUCUUGUCUUAUCCACGCCUUCUUUUUCUCUUUUGUUUUUACGCGAAGCUGACACCCAUAGUCACGGCACGACAAUAAAUUUCAAAGAUGUCUCUCUCUACAGAAACUGUUCUUUCUGGAAUCCAUUGGACACGUACCAUUGUGCUUGUAUUAGCCAUUCUUAUCGUCGCAACCUCCCUCAGCAUCUACAGCACACAUACCAUCCCCAUCUUUUCCUUGUUUUCACGCCAUGAUCAAACCAUACAAUCACCGUCAACAUCGCAACAGCAACUCUAUCACACGAACGGGUUGAUGUCAAGCAGCGUUGCUGCCACGCGUGAAACAACUGUACUCUUGGAAAUGAUUCAAGACCGGCGACUGAUAUCAACAUUGGUGGCUGCACAGGCAUCCGUGUUUUGCCCGCUUUUUCUGCUCUUGACAAGUAACAGCAAUAACAGCAAACAGCAACAAACCAACAACAACAACAACAAUAAUGACGUGGGCCACCAUCGGCGAGCUUUCGCUUUGGAUCUUAUCUGCUGCCAUGUCAUCAUGCCCUUUGGUUUGGCAUUGAGCUGGAUUUUUUGUAUCUUGUUUGACCGCAAAACCGUGUCCGCCUUAAACCAACAACAACCGGCCAGCAAUAGUGCGAUUGUGUCUUGGGGUAACUUAUUCCGGGACAUAUGUCUGCUCGACCGUUCCACACCCUUUGCAAGCGAAUGGGUCUGCUUUGGCAUUAAUGCGAUACACGGUUUAAAGUAUUUGAUCGUCUUGGUCCUGUUUCUCGAGAUCGAACUGGUCAUCGCAGCAUCACUGUUGACGCGUUAUCAGCGACGGCCGAUCCAGCUGGAAAAUAACAAGGCCGACGAUGAAUGGAAUGCUGCUGGCACUGCUCCUGCUGCCUCAUUUAUGGAUGACCAGCAACGGAAGGCCCUUCUGCGUAGCGCUCAAAACCAACAUUAGCACAAGUGUAAUAUGCUUUUCUAUCCCCAUUUUUAUACAUCUUUUUAGUUACCUCACCUAUCACGUUUCGCUCUUAAUAAUGCUAAAUAUUUAAUACACGAUGGAGGUUAUAUAGAAGAAGUUAUACUACAGCAAUA
This is a messenger RNA of Zychaea mexicana, 1210 nucleotides long. RefSeq lists its product as uncharacterized. NCBI's taxonomy places the organism in Eukaryota, Fungi, Mucoromycota, Mucoromycetes, Mucorales, Lichtheimiaceae. The transcript has a single exon. The coding region runs from base 219 to 1073 and encodes 284 amino acids. The record is from RefSeq and is a predicted model, not a curated record.